ACUCGAAAACGAGAUGGAGAACUUCAGAUUAAUGAUCCAGAUAGUAGGAUUGUGGAUGGAGCCAAGUUAUGUAGAGUCCAAGCUCGCAGCUAUAACGUCUGGUAGGUAGCAUACAUGGUGUUUUUGGCAGAAACGAUCACGCGUGUAUUAUCAGUGAAGUAUACAUAUCCAGCCAGCGUACUCCUGUUCGUGGGCAGACCCUCAGUGAUUCUGUUCUUCCAUCCACAGUGAUACCCAGCCUCAUGCCAACGUGGUGAAAGAUACUCCGAUCGUGGACUGAACCAAGUCCUCUUCCAGGCAAUAGUGGCGAUCUCCGCCACCAUCUCCGGCCUCCUGUUGCUAAUUCCUGGAUUACCGACCACAGAGGAAACUGCUUUCAAGUGGCGUGGAAUGGUGUGGAUGGACGACCGAGAGUAUCACGCAGCAAGCUUGAGGAUGCUUCUGGAAAUUCACUGACCUUGAAGAGUUAAACGCACGCCAGACUAUGGACGAUGUGCGCAGCAUGAUCCGUGCUAACCAAGCAUAUUUGGUUUUGCCAUUGAGCUACAGCAAGUCGGCCAUCGUUGCACACUAUGAGCGAUCUAUUGGUGAGUCACUGUUUAAAAUUGUUUUCCAUCUGGAUUUAGUGAUGCCCAGCUGCUGCCGUAACCAUCGGCACGAACUCAAUGCGUCUUCUUUCGAGCUGAAGUUCAGCAGCGGUGCCCUCCCUCUACUCCACUACUACGCCACUGAGGGAUGGCCUGCACUUUUCCUUGUUCCCGGGGAUUCAUUCCUCUCAAACCCCCCUGUUCAACAUCUACAUCUUCGGGUCCAAUUUCCAAGCCUCCUCACUCUUCUCUCUCUCUCACUGUCGUUCCUUCGUUUCUAUCUUCUCUUUCUUGUAUUACAAGAGACAAACUCAUCUCGACUCAACUCAGCUUGCUCAGUAGCUCGUUCUGAGCGACACUCAACAGUUGAGUCGAGUGAGUUACUGAAAGGGGAGGGGACAGGCAGUGAGGGACUGAGUCUCAUGUACUACAAUGCUGGAUGAAGUGGAGAAGAUGCCUGCAGCCCUGGCUACGGAGUGAGUGAAAUCAAGAGGACUAACGCUUAGAUCUGAAAUUAUACGACGUUCGGAUACACUUGUCUCGAAAGUCCGUGGAUUGGUGAUAAAGGAUGCUACAAAGAGUUCCAGCAGAAUUGGAGUGAUCUGCAACCGCAGAACAGAUUCUGGCAAGGCUUGUGCAGAUCCAAAAAUUCAGGAUGCUUCCAAACAUCGAUGGCAAAUUACGUCAACUGACAAUUUAGUUCAGUAGGAUAGUUUUGGAUUGGUGAAAUACACGACACACGGGAGAAGAGUAGAAGGAGCCAGAGCGUGAGCGUUCGAGUUCUCAAAUGGCUGCUCCUUCUGGAUCAGGGCCGAAAUCUGUUAGAAGCGGUGGAGGUUUACCGAGCCCCAGGAUGGGUCAGAAGCCCAAUGUGCCUUCUCCUGUGACUGGAAAUACACGAAGGACGAUGAGCGGAAGAUAUAUAUCGAUUUCUCGAGAAGAGCAAGAUCAAUCUAUAGAGAUGGGUGGAGAUAUAAGCGCUGAUUUUCCAUACACAGUGCAUAUUCCUCCAACCCCGGACAAUCAGCCGAUGUCCGGCUCCAACACUCCACGAGCUGGUGAUCCUGCCGCAGGAAAAGGUGGUCAACAAUUUGUAUCCAGCACGAUGUUCACCGGUGGUUACAAGGCUCAGACUCGAGGCCACGUUAUGGAAAAAGUAACGGGUGAUAAUGCACAUCAUGUCAGAGGGUUGACUUGCCAAGUGGAUGGUUGUGAUGGAAAGACCAUGAGGGAUGAACGUGGUGAAGAUGUUUUUCCUUGCGAAUGUAAAUUCAAAAUCUGCCGUGAUUGCUACUUCGACGCUCUGAAUGCUGGAGGUAGAUGCCCAGGCUGCAAAGAUGAAUACAAAAACGAUGACGAUCAUCAGGAUAUGCAUGGAGGGGAAGAAUUGCAGAGCAAUUUACCGGAGCGGAGGGCUCUUCCAGGGCCAACGUUCGAUCAUGAAGAUUCAGGAAAGAUGGAAAGGAGACUCUCUCUCCUGAAGACCAAUAAGCCUCCUCUCCUCAUGAGCCAGCAGCAUCAGACUGGCGGCGAUUCAUUCGAUCACGCUCGAUGGUUGUAUGAAACCAAAGGUACCUACGGUUACGGAAACGCUGUGUGGCCUAAAGAUGACUCCUACAUGGGUGGUGGCGAUGGUGGUGGCGGUAAUGGCAUGGGAGGAGCACCUCCCCCUUCUUUCAACGACAAAAAUCGCCGGCCUCUGACCCGCAAACUUGCUAUUGCAGCUGGAGUCAUAAGUCCAUACCGGUUUCUAGCGUUUCUGAGGCUCGUGGUGUUGGGCUUCUUUCUGACCUGGAGAAUCCAGAAUCCCAACAAAGAUGCACUGUGGCUUUGGGGAAUGUCAGUGGUUUGCGAAAUCUGGUUUGCGUUCUCUUGGAUCCUUGAUCAGUUGCCCAAGUUAUGUCCUGUCAAUCGAUCGACUGAUCUUAGUGUCCUCAAGGAUAGGUUCGAAAAAGUUUCUCCAGAAAACCCUCGAGGCCGAUCAGAUCUGCCAGGAAUGGAUGUGUUCGUAUCCACUGCAGAUCCAGAAAAGGAGCCCCCUCUCGUGACUGCUAACACAAUCUUAUCCAUUCUUGCCGCCGAGUACCCCAUUGAGAAACUUGCCUGCUACCUUUCAGACGACGGAGGCGCGCUGCUGUCUUUUGAGGCGCUUGCUGAAGCAGCCAGCUUCGCCAGAGUGUGGGUGCCGUUUUGCAGGAAGCACAUUAUCGAGCCCCGGAACCCUGAGUCAUAUUUCCUCACUCGGGGCGAUCCCACUAAAGGCAAAGUCCGACUAGACUUUGUGAAAGAUCGUAGAAGGGUGAAGCGAGAAUACGAUGAGUUCAAGGUCAGGAUAAAUGGUCUUCCUGAUUCGAUCAGGAGGCGAUCUGAUGCCUACAAUGCGCAUGAGGAGAUCCGAGCUAAGAGGAAUCAAAUUGAAACCGGGGCUGAUCCCUCACAGCCACUUAACGUUCCCAAGGCUACAUGGAUGGCGGAUGGCACCCACUGGCCAGGCACGUGGGUCAUUUCUGGCAAGGAGCACAGCCGUGGUGACCAUGCGGGUAUCAUCCAGGUAAUGUUGGCACCACCUGGGAAUGAACCGAUAAUGGGAAGUGCGGACGAGGAGAACCUGAUCGACACUAGCGACAUUGACGUUCGCUUGUCAAUGCUAGUUUACGUAUCUCGUGAGAAGAGACCUGGUUACGACCACAACAAGAAGGCCGGAGCCAUGAACGCUCUGGUCCGAACCAGUGCAAUUAUGUCCAACGGACCCUUCAUCCUCAAUCUGGAUUGUGAUCAUUACAUAUACAAUUCACUGGCAAUGAGAGAAGCCAUGUGUUUCAUGAUGGACCGCGGUGGCGACCGAAUCUGUUACGUCCAAUUUCCCCAGAGAUUCGAGGGCGUGGAUCCUAGCGAUCGAUACGCAAAUCGUAACACUGUAUUUUUUGACGUCAACAUGAGAGCCUUGGAUGGUCUUCAGGGUCCAGUCUACGUAGGAACUGGAUGUUGUUUCAGAAGAAUAGCACUCUACGGAUUUGAUCCUCCCAGAGCUCCCAAGGAACACAGUUGCUGGAACUUAUGUUGCGGCGGAGACAAGAAAAAAAAUAGGAAGAAGAAGGGAGCCAAAACCAAAAGAGAAGUUGAGGUGGCAAAUCUCAACGGGGUACACCAUGAAGACGAUGACGGCGAGUCUCGGGGCCUCCUACCCAAGCAAUAUGGGCAAUCGAUGGCUUUCGUGACCUCUAUACCUGUAGCGGAGUUUUCUGGAAGACCUCUGGCUGACCAGGGCAUAACCAAUGGUAGACCUGCUGGUUCUCUGACUGGACCUCGUGAGCCUCUAGAUGCCGCAACUGUAGCUGAAGCUAUCAAUGUGAUAUCGUGCUUCUACGAGGAUAAGACCGAGUGGGGACAACGAGUAGGGUGGAUUUACGGAUCGGUGACAGAGGAUGUGGUGACCGGGUUUCGGAUGCAUAAUCGUGGUUGGAAGUCCAUAUACUGUGUCACAAAACGAGAUGCUUUCCGAGGAACUGCGCCCAUCAACCUUACAGAUCGACUUCAUCAGGUGCUUCGUUGGGCUACUGGAUCUGUCGAGAUUUUCUUCUCCAGAAACAAUGCUAUCUUCGCAAAUUCCCACAUGAAGAUUCUACAACGUGUUGCUUACCUAAACGUCGGCGUUUAUCCUUUCACGUCUAUUUUCUUGAUAGUUUACUGUUUUUUGCCUGCCCUUUCUCUCUUCUCCGGACAGUUCAUUGUGCAGAGCCUCAACGUAACGUUCUUAGUAUACUUGCUCACCAUCUCCGUUACUCUCUGCCUGCUCGCUAUUCUCGAGGUUAAGUGGUCGGGCAUCACUUUGGAAGAAUGGUGGAGGAAUGAACAGUUUUGGGUCAUCGGUGGAACUAGCGCGCAUCUUGCAGCUGUGCUUCAAGGUUUACUGAAAGUUGUUGCUGGUGUGGACAUUUCUUUCACACUUACAUCGAAGUCCGGAGGAGAUGAUAUCGACGAUGAAUUCGCAGAUUUAUACGUAGUAAAGUGGACGGCCCUGAUGAUUCCGCCCAUCACCAUUAUGCUCGUCAACUUGAUUGCUAUAGCAGUGGCGGUAUCGCGAACCUUGUACAGCACAAUUCCACAAUGGAGUAAGCUAGUUGGAGGAGUGUUCUUUAGUAUUUGGGUGCUGACACAUUUGUAUCCCUUUGCCAAGGGUCUCAUGGGAAGAAGAGGUCGCACUCCCACAAUCGUGUUUGUGUGGUCUGGUCUGUUGGCUAUUGUAAUUUCGCUUUUGUGGGUGACUAUUAGCCCUCCUGUGGACAGCCAAGGGUUGGGAGGUACAGGCUUCCAGUUCCCUUGAUUAUAAUGUUCGAGCUAAAUUAGUAGAAACUUUUAACUCUUGUACCGCCGCAAGCUUACGAGCUCAAGAUCGAAAAGCUGCUGUUGGACUGAAGCCCGCUAGCACUGCUCGUCUUGAGUGGUUACCGUUAUAGUACUAGCUCUUAGGUGGUGGAGAAUAUUGCUCAUGACAAAUUGUUGGCCACGAUACAUGGAUGGUUACCAAACAACCCCUAUCUUAGUCCUGUGGGGGGAGGAGUUAGGGACGAGAUCCCCUCAGAUCCAUCCGCCGGCCGAAUUGCCGAAGUUGCCGUAUAGUGGGAUCCUGGUGCAGAUUUUACCGUGAGAACGUAUGAACGCUAGGUAGAAACUACCCAAGUGCUACAGUGUGUGUAAAUGUAGAAAUAAAAAACAUGAUCUGUUCAAACAAUUCUGUCGUAGCCUACUCGCUUGUGCCGAGUUUGUCAAAAGUUCUAGUCGUUCACUUCUAGCGAGAAAACGUUGAUCAUCUAGACCGGAUGUGUACUCGCUACCCUCCGAAGUUCUACCUGCAAGUAGUGAAGCCUCUGACUCGGAGGUAGCUCAGUCGAAUCAGUUCUACACUAGAGAGCAGGCCCAGAGACACGCAACUUUAUCUCUUCUGAUUAAUUAAGC
Messenger RNA from Marchantia polymorpha subsp. ruderalis, 5543 nucleotides. NCBI's taxonomy places the organism in Eukaryota, Viridiplantae, Streptophyta, Marchantiopsida, Marchantiales, Marchantiaceae. The record is from the annotation of a GenBank genome assembly.